Molecule: messenger RNA, 9354 nt
Organism: Magallana angulata
Lineage: Eukaryota; Metazoa; Mollusca; Bivalvia; Ostreida; Ostreidae
Product: serine/threonine-protein kinase mTOR-like
Exons: 53
Coding region: 145-7584 (2479 amino acids)
Biological process (GO): TOR signaling; negative regulation of macroautophagy; protein phosphorylation
Cellular component (GO): nucleus; TORC2 complex; TORC1 complex
Molecular function (GO): protein binding; protein serine/threonine kinase activity; protein-containing complex binding
Source: RefSeq, a predicted model, not a curated record
GUUGAACUUAUCAAGGAAAGCAUGAUUGUUAUUCUAUGAGAUGAUGAUGUCUUUAACUGCGUUGUUUUUAUUAUCGUAAAGCUUCCAUGGAAACUUAUGCUCAUCUCGAAGAAUAUAGGCCAGUGUAAAGGUUAAAUUAUAAAUAUGACACAACAUCUGCAAGAAAUUAUAACCCAGUUUGUGACAGGGUUAAAAAAUAAAAAUGAAGAUGUUAGAAAUAAGUCUGCCAUGGAUUUAUACCGCUUUGUGGUCACUGAGUUACGGGAAAUGCCCUCCGAGUACCACACAACCUUCAUGGAUAAAUUCAACCAUUUCAUUUUUGAAAUGGUAUCCAGUUCAGAUAUGAAUGAGCGCAAAGGCGGAAUAUUGGCCAUAGUUAGUCUUACUGGAGUUGAUGUAGGGAACACCUCCACCAGAAUAAGUAGGUUCUCUAAUUACCUUCGGAAUCUUCUGCCGUCCAAUGAUGUAUCAGUCAUGGAGAUGGCUGCUCGGGCAGUGGGCUGGCUGGCCUACUCCUCAGGCUCCUAUGCUGCAGAGUAUGUGGAGCAUGAAGUGAAGCGUGCCUUAGAGUGGUUAACUAGUGAUCGACAGGAGAGCAAGCGACUAGCUGCUGUUUUGGUGCUGAAAGAACUUGCUGUAAAUACCCCAACAUUCUUCUUUCAACAAGUACAGCAGUUUUUUGAUUGUAUUUUCAAUGCUGUUAGAGAUCCGAAGCCCAACAUCAGAGAAGGAGCUGUUGCAGCCCUGAGGGCCGCUCUGGCGGUAACCUCACAGCGAGAGAGCAAGGCCACUCAGAAGGCUCAGUGGUACAGGCAAUGUUAUGAUGAGGCUGUGAAACUGUAUGAUGAGUUGCAGGGAAGAGAGAAGAAACUAUCUCGAGAUGACUGGGCUCAUGGAUCCCUUCUCAUAAUGAAUGAACUGUUGAGAUGUAGUAAUAUUGAGGGAGAGAGGCUAAGAAUGGAAAUGGAAGAUAUAACUAACCAGCAGUAUCAACAUGAAAGGACUCUUAAGGAGAUGUCAAAGACCCACAAAUCACCCUCCAGUUCUCUAGCCCUGCAGCAGUUCCAACACAAAGCAUUCCCCAUCAACAACUUUAUGUCUGGCAAUCGGCAUAACAUGCAGAAAAUCAGUUUUGAAAGCCGAACUUGUAAACAGCUUGUCGAAAGUCAUUUUGAUAAGGUGUGUGCCCUACUUUUGAGACACAAGAACAGCAAGAGUGUUCACAUCCAGCUGAUUCUACAAGUUAUCUUUCCACGUCUUGCCGCCUUUAAACCACAUGAAUUCUCCCGACUGUACCUGGAUGAUACAAUCAACUUCCUGUUGGGGUCACUGAAAACAACACGAGACAAGACCUCCACAUUCCAGGCCAUUGGACUACUGGCCAUUUCUGUCCAGGACAACAUUGUCCGAUACCUUCCCGGGAUCCUGGAGGUCAUCAGGGCUUCCCUCCCUCCCAAAGACCUACCAGCCAAGAAACAGAAGAAUAUGGUUGUGGAUCCAUCAGUUUUUACCUGUAUCAGCAUGCUGGCCAGAGCUGUAGGCCCAGCCAUGAUUAAGGAUGUCAGAGAUCUGUUAGACUCCAUGUUUGCAACUGGUCUGAGUCCUGCUUUGACUGCAGCCCUUCGUGAUCUGGCCAUACAGAUCCCACAACUAAAGAAAGAGAUUCAGGAAGGGCUGUUGAAGAACCUCUCACUCAUCUUAAUGGGGAGACAACUCCGCCACCCUGGGGCCCCCAAAAGUCCCCUACAGCCUUUCCCUAUGUCAGCCUCUUUAACAAAUUUGGCAGACAUCCAAGAUGCCACAAGCAUAACACUGGCAUUAAAAACUCUGGGAAGCUUUGAUUUUGAAGGCCACUCUUUGACCCAGUUUGUCCAGCAUUGUGCUGAGCAGUACCUGUCCAGUGACCACAAGGAGAUACGCAUGGAAGCCGUCCGUACCUGUGCUAGGCUGCUGACUCCUCUUCUACAGUUGCUUGCCAAUAGUCAAGGACAGAUCAGCAUAGCGGCCAUGAAUACAGUGGCUGAGGUGUUACAUAAGCUGCUGGUAGUGGGCAUCACAGACACAGAUUCUGACAUCAGAUACUGUGUUCUGGUCUCUAUGGAUGACCGGUUUGAUCCUCAUCUAGCCCAAGCAGAGAAUCUGUCCGCUUUGUUUGUGGCCCUGAAUGAUGAGGUGUUCGAGAUUCGUGAGCUGGCAAUUUGUAUCAUUGGUCGACUUAGCAGUAAAAACCCAGCAUAUGUCAUGCCUUCUUUGAGGAAAACACUUAUUCAGAUCAGAACAGAGUUGGAAUACAGUGGGGUGGGAAGAAACAAAGAACAAGCCGCUAAAAUGCUUGGCCACCUGGUGGCUAAUGCUGCCCGCCUGGUGCGCCCGUACAUGGAACCCAUAUUGAACGCCCUGAUCCCCAAACUGAAGGAGCCCGACCCUAACCCCAACGUCACCAUCAGUGUACUGGUCGCCAUAGGAGAACAGGCACAGGUCAGUGGUACAGAGAUGAGGAAGUGGAUGGAUGAGUUACUUCCCUUGAUCUUGGAAAUGUUACAAGACUCGUCGUCUCUACAGAAAAGAGAGGUUGCACUGUGGACCCUGGGACAGCUGGUUGAGAGUACAGGAUACGUGAUCGAGCCCUACAAACGCUACCCCUCAUUGCUGGAAGUACUCCUUAACUUCUUGAAAACAGAGCAAGCUACAGGAAUUAGAAGAGAGGUGAUCCGUGUGCUUGGUUUGCUUGGAGCUCUUGAUCCACACAAACAUAAGAUGAACCAGGGAAUGAUUCAGAGGAAUGAAUCCAACUCUGUCAGUGCAUCGGACACAAAGCUAUCCUCUGACAGCACCCAGCCUGAGAACACAAGUGAAAUGUUAGCCAACAUGACCGCUUCUACCACUCUGGAGGAAAUCUAUCCAGCCAUUGCCAUAGCAACACUGAUGCGGAUAAUCCGUGAUCCAUCUCUCUCACAGCACCACACAAUGGUGGUCCAGGCGAUCACCUUCAUCUUCAAGAGUCUGGGAAUUAAGUGUGUCCCGUACAUCCAGCAGGUGAUCCCAGCUUACCUGGCGGUCAUCCGGUCCGCAGAUCAGACGUUUAGAGAGUUCUUGUUCCAACAACUGGGAGUCAUCAUUGCGAUCGUGAAACAACAUAUCAGGAACUACCUCAAUGAUAUUUUCACCAUUAUAAAGGAGUACUGGAGUCCCAACAGCACCAUGCAGAACACAAUCAUUAACCUGGUGGAGCAGAUUGUGACGGCCCUGGGGACAGAGUUCAAGAUCUACCUCCCCCAGAUCAUUCCCCAGAUCCUCAAAGUCUUCAUGCAGGACUCCAGCGACAACCGGGCAGUCACCGGCAAGUUACUGAAUGCCCUACAGUUGUUUGGGGCUAACCUUGAUGACUACCUCCAUCUACUCCUCCCUCCUGUGGUGAAGCUGUUUGACAGCCCAGAUGUCCCUCUCUCAGUCAAAAGGAUUGCCUUGGAAACGGUAGAUAAAUUGACCUUGACCCUUGACCUGACAGAGUUUGCUUCCCGGAUCAUUCAUCCCCUUGUGAGAACCUUGGACUCUGUGCCUGAGUUACAGACAGCUGCCAUGGAUACACUGUGUGCCAUGGUGAUGCAGAUGGGUCCAAAGUUCACUAUCUUCAUUCCGAUGGUCCAACGUGUGAUACAGAAACACAAGAUAGCUCACCAGCGAUACUUCAUUCUUAUGGCAAGGAUUCUCAAGGCAUCAACCAUUGCUGAGGAAGAAGAUGAUCCUAUUUUAUUAAAGCACAGAAAGAAUCGUGGGAAGGCAACAGAAUCUAGUGAAUCGAUGGCAGACACAGCUGUGAUUAAGAAGCUUCAUGUCAGCUUUAUAAAUCUCCAAAAGGCUUUGGAAGCUGGGAGAAAGGAAUCCAAGGAAGACUGGAUGGAGUGGCUGAGGAGACUGAGUAUAGAGCUCCUGAAAGAGUCCCCAUCCCCUGCCCUCAGGUCCUGCUGGGCCCUGGCCCAGACCUACAACUCGCUGGCCAAAGAUCUGUUCAAUGCUGCCUUUGUGUCCUGCUGGACUGAACUUACAGAAGCACAGCAAGAUGAACUCAUUCUUAGUCUCGAACAAGCCCUCACAUCUCAGGAAAUACCCGAGAUCACUCAGACUCUUCUUAAUCUGGCAGAAUUCAUGGAACACUGUGAUAAAGGGCCCCUACCAUUAGAUACCUCACUAUUGGGAUCUCGGGCGAUGAGGUGCCGAGCGUAUGCCAAGGCUCUACACUACAAGGAAGAGGAGUUCCACCGGGGACCCACCACAGCCACUCUCGAAUCUCUGAUCAGUAUUAACAACAAGCUUCAGCAGCCCGAGUCUGCCUCUGGUGUGCUACAGUACGCACAGAACCACAGGACUGAUGUGAAAGUACAAGAAAGCUGGUAUGAGAAGCUUCACGAGUGGAAUAAAGCUCUAGAGGCCUACGAGAAAAAACAGGAGGAGAAACCUGAGGAUUUCAACCUGACUCUGGGCAGAAUGAGAUGUCUAGAGGCAUUAGCAGAGUGGGGUCACCUUCAUCAGAUUGCCUGUGAGAAGUGGGGGACCAGUAGUGAUGAGAAUCGCACUGACAUGGCGAGAAUGGCUGCUUCAGCUGCCUGGGGACUGGGUCAGUGGGACAGUAUGGAGGAGUACAUGUGUCUGAUCCCCAGGAACAGUUACAAUGGGGCAUUUUACCGUGCUGUGUUUGCUCUCCAUACAGAGAACUACCAGUUAGCACAACAGUGCAUUGACAAAGCCAGAGAUAUUCUGGACACAGAGCUGACAGCUAUGGCAGGGGAGAGCUACAACAGAGCCUAUGGGGCCAUGGUCAAUGUCCAGAUGUUGUCGGAGCUUGAGGAGGUCAUGCAGUUUAAACUGGUCCCCGAACGACAGGAGGCCAUCAAGCACAUGUGGUGGGACCGCCUCCAAGGCUGUCAGCGCGUGGUGGAAGACUGGCAGAAGAUCAUCCAGGUCCGCUCCCUGGUUGUGUCGCCCCUGGAAGACAUGAAAACAUGGCUGAAGUACGCCAGCCUGUGCAGGAAGAGUGGAAGACUGGCCCUUUCCCAGAAGACUCUGGUGAUGCUGUUGGGGAUGGACCCUGCUAAGAACUGUGAUAAGCCUAUUCCUACCACCAACCCUCAGGUCACCUUUGCUUACCUCAAACACAUGUGGAAGAGUAGUCAGAAGAAAGAAGCUUAUGGUAAAUUGCAACAUUUUGUCCAACAUUCACUUCAAACUCGGGCUCUCCAACUGAUAACGCCUGAGGAUACUCAACAAAGAACUCAACUGAACAAGUUGCUGGCUAGGUGUUACCUGAAGCUUGGAGACUGGGCGGACAUGUUGUAUGGAGUGAACGAAGAAUCGGUGACCCAGAUUCUAGAGUACUACAGCCUGGCCACAGAGUACGACAAAUACUGGUACAAGGCGUGGCAUGGAUGGGCUCUAAUCAACUAUGAAGCGGUCUUAUUUUACAAACAAUCAGAGAAGUCGGGCAAUCAGCCCCAGUCCCCUGGAGAUAUUGGCCCUCCGGGGAGAGGAGACGCGCCCCUCUCACCAAAGACGGACACCAGUGUCUCCACUGCCUCCAAGAUGCAUAAAUACUGUGUCCUAGCUGUACAGGGAUUCUUUAGGUCCAUCUCUUUGUCCCAGAAUAAAAGUUUACAGGACACACUCAGGUUGUUGACGCUGAUGUUUGACUAUGGUCAGUGGUUAGAGGUAUACGAGGCAUUGAAUGAUGGACUGAAAACCAUACAGGUGGAGAACUGGCUGCAGGUGAUUCCUCAACUGAUUGCCAGGAUUGACAUUCCACGCCCCUUGGUCAGUCGUCUCAUCAGUCAGCUCUUGAUCGACAUCGGCAAGGCUCACCCUCAGGCCUUGAUUUACCCCCUUACUGUGGCCUCCAAGUCUAACGUUCCUGCCCGCCAAACAGCAGCCAACAAAAUCCUGAAGAACAUGUGUGAACACAGCAACACUUUGGUACAACAGGCCAUGCUGGUGAGUGAGGAGCUGAUCCGAGUGGCCAUUCUCUGGCAUGAGUUGUGGCAUGAGGGACUAGAGGAGGCCUCCAGGCUAUACUUUGGGGAAAGGGACAUCAAGGGCAUGUUCUCUACCCUGGAGCCGCUACAUAACAUGGUGGAGCGCGGCCCCCAGACCCUCAAGGAAACUUCAUUUAAUCAGGCGUAUGGCCGUGACCUGAUGGAGGCCCAGGAGUGGUGUAGGAAGUACCAGAGGUCAGAGAACGUCAAGGACCUGACCCAGGCCUGGGAUCUAUACUACCAUGUGUUCAGGAGGAUCUCUAAACAGCUACCUCAGCUGACAUCCCUGGAGCUUCAGUAUGUUUCUCCUAAACUUCUCCGCUGUCAAGAUCUGGAGUUAGCUGUGCCUGGGAAGUAUGAACCAAACCAACCGAUCGUCAAAAUCAAACGCUGCCAGAGCUCACUGCAAGUCAUUACCUCAAAGCAGAGGCCCAGAAAACUCAGCAUAUUUGGUUCCAAUGGGAAAGAGUUCCAGUUCCUGCUGAAGGGACACGAGGACCUGCGACAAGACGAGCGAGUCAUGCAGCUCUUUGGACUAGUCAACUCUCUCCUGGUGGAAAAUCCAGAGACCUUCCGAAGGAACCUUACGAUUCAGCGGUUCUCCGUUAUCCCCCUGUCAACAAACUCCGGCCUGAUUGGCUGGGUCCCCCACACCGACACCCUACACUCCCUCAUCCGUGACUACCGAGAGAAAAAGAAAAUUCUGCUCAACAUAGAGCACAGGCUAAUGCUCAGAAUGGCACCGGACUAUGACCAUUUGACCCUGAUGCAGAAGGUGGAGGUAUUUGAGCAUGCUCUGGAGCACACCCAGGGAGAUGACCUGGCCAAGAUCUUGUGGUACAAGAGUCCCAGCUCAGAGGUGUGGUUCGAUAGACGUACAAACUACACUCGCUCCCUGGCUGUUAUGUCUAUGGUGGGCUAUGUGUUGGGUCUUGGAGACAGACAUCCUUCCAAUCUGAUGUUGGACCGUACUAGCGGCAAGGUCAUUCAUAUUGACUUUGGUGACUGCUUUGAGGUUGCCAUGGUGAGAGAAAAGUUUCCGGAAAAGAUUCCAUUCCGCUUGACUCGCAUGUUAAUCAAUGCUAUGGAGGUGACAGGUAUCGACGGUAACUAUAAGAUGACCUGUGAGAGUGUGAUGGAGGUACUAAGGGAACACAAGGACAGUCUGAUGGCCGUGCUGGAGGCCUUCGUGUACGACCCUCUCCUCAACUGGAGGCUCAUGGACACAACAGCCAAAGGGAAAACAAAGACCAAAGAUUCAUACUCUGGUGGAAGUCAAGAACAGGCAGACAUGUUGGAGAACGUCGAUAUCAAUCAGACCGCACACAAACGCUCCGCCCCUGAGGCCGCAAGUUCAGUCAGCGGGGACAAUUUCCAGGCAGAGGUCAUCAACAAGAAGGCACUGUCCAUCAUUAAUCGGGUUAGGGACAAACUAACUGGUCGUGACUUCUCUCAGGGGGAUCCAAUUGAUGUCCCCACCCAGGUGGACCUCCUGAUAAAACAGGCCACCUCCCACGAGAAUCUUUGUCAGUGUUACAUUGGGUGGUGUCCAUUCUGGUGAAAGGUUCUCGGCUCUGAUGUGUGUGCUGUGGUGAUUCCACCUUUAAACACUGUGUUAUGCAUGUCACCUGUGAUUUAUUAAGUUGGUUUGUCUUACAUACAUAAUUAUGUACAUUAACAUGCUGUUUUUUUAUUGCAAAUUAUGUAUAGAUUAAUUUGGCAGUUAAAUGUGCCUGUGUACAGAAGAUAGUUUGCAAAUGCCAUUUUGAAUCUUAUUUACUGAUUGUAUAUUUGUUUAUGGAUUAUUUAUGUAGUAGUGACAUGUUUUAGCAAUUUGCUAAACAAAUGAACAAGUACUGAAAAUGACAGAGAAUUAUGAUACAUGUACAUGUAUCCUGUGAAUCGUUUUAUUGUAAAUUAGAGACGUGAAAGUAUCAUAAAAUUUAGGAUCUUAAAGUUUGCUUCAAAACAAGUUAUAAGCUCCACUUUACUUAAUGAUUACUGGUAAUUAUUGACAAUGUUACUGCAAUUCAGGUUUAUUUUUUACAAUCAAACAUUGCUAGUAGCUUUACAUUUGCAACCACAUGCUUCACAACAUUUAUAUAUGAACAUUCAUGCUAUGAAUGUGUCGAGGUUCCAUAUUUUUAUGUGUACAGUAUGCUUCUAUGAAUGUACUUACUUGUACAUGCAGUCAUUAAGUCCUGUUUUGUAUUGUCUGAUGUACAUACUAGUGCUGGCUCUGUUAUUUUGUGCUGACAACAGUUUUUAUAAGUGCUAUGCGGAUAAAUUCUAAAUGUCUUUUUGUACAUGUUAAUACACAUGUAGUUAUUACACAUGUACAUGUUAUUAAGGUAUCCGAUCCAUAAUAGGACCUAAUUUUUCCAACCUUGAAUAUCCAUCAUGUAUUUAAUACUUUGAUACCUAAAGCAUUUUAAACAAGAAAAAGAUUUACUGAGAGAAAUUUUCAAAAAUAUUAUUAACUAAGCAGUGAUUAAUUGAUCAUAAAGAUUGCAUUAUGGUCUAUGGGGACAAGCACAUUUUUUAAAAUAAAAAAGUAAAUUCUAAGAAUAUCAAUAAAUGCUUUGGUGGAAAGAUGUAUUUUAUCAUUAGGAAUACAAAAACUAUUGAAAAUCAAUUUUACACUAUAUAGAUUUUUUAAAAUGAAUUUUAUAGAAUAAAAGCAAAGGGGCGCAACUCUUCAAAAAAAGGAAAAGGUCAUUAAUUAGGACAUUCCACUCUUACAUAUUGAUACUUAAACAUGAAAUUAUGUCCAAGUAUACUGAGUAUUAAGCCCAUACAUAUCUGUUAUGCACCAAAUUCAUUGAACCUGGGGCUAUUAUAGAUCGGAUACCUUAACGAACAUUCAUGUUGAUGUAUUUACUCUUUAAACCAUGCUUAUUAGAUUUGACAAAAAUAUUCUUGUGAUAUUCGCUGUGUUAUGGAAAUGGAGCUAUAUGUACAAUUGUCAUGAAAACUUUACAUCUACAAAUAUGCAUAUUGAGUAUGUUAAUUAUGAGGCAGAAAUCUUUUUUUUUUUUAUUUGACUCGCAAAUUGCAGAGAAAAAAAUCGCAAAAUAUGAAUACUUGAAAUAAAAACACAAAAUUUGUAGAUUUUUUAAGUUAUCAACCCUAUUUUUUUAUGAGGGAAGUAUUGGGGUAAUUCAAAGAGUUUUUGUAAAUACACAGUGCCAACAUUGUACCAUACAUGUAUGAAGCAUUUAUAAUUGUGUCAUAAAUGAAUACUGUUAUGUAUUACAAAUAUACUGUUAAAAAUGUCCUUUAAAGUAAUAUUGUUUGUGACAAUAAAUUAAAGAUAAAAUGUUAAUUCACA